Molecule: messenger RNA, 1018 nt
Organism: Suillus subalutaceus
Lineage: Eukaryota; Fungi; Basidiomycota; Agaricomycetes; Boletales; Suillaceae
Product: thioredoxin-like protein
Exons: 5
Coding region: 216-923 (235 amino acids)
Molecular function (GO): 2 iron, 2 sulfur cluster binding
Source: RefSeq, a predicted model, not a curated record
UGAUUGCGACUUGCUGUUUGUCUCUUCGAUGAGUGUGCCCUCAAGAGGGCCCUUGAAUAGCGUUGAAUGCCACGGCCCGAGUUAGCACCGAUAACGCCAUCUUAGACAAACUAAUCAUGGUCGACUCAAUCGAUAGCCAGCUCAUCCUCGCUUUUCACGCGUAACGCUCUUAUUUGUUCACUGAACCACUACCAUCGCAUUAAUUGGAUAACACUAUGUCCACACUCGAGAAUCUCGUUGACAUCCCGAAUACACCACAAUUUCAAGAGCUGCUCUCGAAGGAUCUCAAACGUAUAUCACUAAUCUACUUCUGGACGUCCUGGGCUGAGCCAUGUGUACAAAUGAACCAGGUUGUGGAAGGGCUAGCGAAGGCGUAUCCAAAACUGCUCGCACUCAGGGUAGAGGCAGAAGAGCAAGCAGAUAUAACAGACUCCUUUGACAUCAACUCCGUUCCGACAUGCUUAGUUAUCCAGGGUCAUGCUUUACUUGCCCGAAUCGAAGGCGGAGAUGCGACCCAGCUUAAAGAAACGAUCACAAAGCACUUGGGAAACAAGUCUGCAGCUCCCCAGUCAACGACAUCUCAACCUCCUGCCCCUCCUCUAUCUUCCGAGACGGAAGAACAGUUAGAAGCUCGUAUGCGCAAUAUCAUGAAUCAAAGCGCAGUGGUCCUAUUCAUGAAAGGGGAGCCAGACACGCCUCGGUGUGGAUUUUCCAGGACUGCCGUGGCGUUGUUGAGGGAGAAAAAAGUUGCAUUCACCCACUUUGACAUUCUCAGUGACGAGAGUGUGCGACAAGGUCUGAAGAAAGUGAACGAUUGGCCCACCUUCCCACAGUUCAUGGUAAAAGGCGAAUUCGUGGGAGGAUUGGAUGUAGUGAAGGAAAUGAAGGAGUCGGGGGAGUUCGAAGAGGUUUUCUCUACUUGAUUCUGCCACCGAUGUGUACUGUUGAUAAAAAUCUAACUCUUGAGCAGAUGAUUAUCGAUACUCAUGCGACAGAAAUGGUAAUAAUUUGAUUUGAA